ACGUCACGUGUGGCUGUGACGUAUGAACAGAUGUUAGCACGCUGUUGCUAACGUUAGCUCCGUGGUGAGUUCACGGACCGAUGGAGCCGGGCCGGCGAACCGCUGCGAGCUAACCCGGGAUCAGUGCGCACACAGCGGGCUGCCUCACACUGUCACACCGGUAAACGGGCUCUGCUGCCCGGUACCGACUCUCGGCUCAGUGACGCUGCAGACCUCCGUCUGUCGGCAUGGGGGACGUGAACGCGAACUCCCGGUGCCAGAGCACCGGCGACCCGCAGCUGGACAAGGCGGUGCACCAGUGGCUCACCUGGGACCAGAACCGAUGGACCCGGGCUCAGGUGGAGGCUCUGGUGGCGGCGGGUCGCCUGGACGACCUGAGGAACAGACUCUGCAGCAGGAUGAGCUUCGGCACCGCCGGACUCAGAGCGCCGAUGGGAGCCGGGUUCAGCCGGAUCAACGACCUCACCGUCAUCCAGUCCACUCAGGGUCUGCAUUCGUACCUGUCCAGGUAUUUUGCUGACUUCAGCAGCAGAGGAGUGGUGGUUGGUUUCGACACCAGAGGGCAGGAGGAGAGCGGCUGCAGCAGCCAGCGUUUGGCAACGCUGGCGGCAGCCGUGAUGCUCAGCAGAGACGUUCCCGUCCAUCUGUUCUCCACGUUCGUCCCCACGCCGUACGUGCCGUACGCCGUGAGGAAACUCGGGGCAGCAGCCGGAGUCAUGAUCACCGCCUCACACAACCCUAAAGAAGACAACGGAUACAAGGUGUACUGGUGUAACGGCGCCCAGAUCUCUGCCCCUCAUGACAAGGAGAUCCUGCGGAGUAUCGUGCACCAGCUGGAGCCCUGGAGCGCCUCCUGCUGGGACGAGGAGCUAGUGGAGACCUCCCCCCUCAGGACCGACCCCCUGAUCCAGAUCAACAGCUGCUACAUGGACGAGCUCACCUCCCUCUGCUUUCACAGGGAUCUGAACAGAAGUUGUCCACUGAAGUUCGUCCACUCGUCAUUUCACGGCGUCGGACACGUCUACGUCCAGCAGGCCUUUCAGACUUUUGGCUUCACUCCACCGAUCCCCGUCCCAGAGCAGAAAGACCCCGACCCUAACUUCUCCUCCGUCCGAUGCCCCAACCCCGAGGAGGGAGAGUCAGUCCUGAAACUUUCUCUUCUUCUGGCAGAGAAGGAAAACGCCCGAAUCGUUCUGGCAACGGAUCCGGACGCCGACCGUUUGGCUGUAGCAGAGAAGUCUGACAGGUGCGGUUGGAAGGUGUUCACAGGUAACGAGCUGGCGGCUCUGUUGGGUUGGUGGAUGUUGUUUAAUUGGAAGGAGGCUCAUCCAGAUCCUGCAGACUCUCAGAAGGUUUACAUGUUGGCCACCACGGUGUCCUCGAAGAUCCUGCAGGCCUUCGCUCGUAUGGAGGGGUUCUGCUUCGAGGAAACUCUUCCUGGGUUUAAAUGGAUCGGGAACAGAAUCCAUGAACUCUCCAAAACAGGAAACAGCGUCAUAUUCGCCUUCGAGGAGUCGAUCGGUUUCCUCUGCGGCAGUUUGGUCCCUGAGAAAGAUGGCGUGAGCGCGGCGGCGGUCGUGGCGGAAAUGGCUGCUUACCUCCACAACAAGAACUUGAGUCUGAACCAACAGCUCCACAACAUCUACCAGACGUACGGGUAUCACGUGUCUAAGACGUCCUACGUCAUCUGUAAUGACCCCCCCACCAUCCAGAAGAUCUUCAGCCGCAUCAGAAACUUUGACGGCGAGGGUUCGUACCCAAAGACGUGCGGCGGUGUUCAGAUCAUCCAUGUCAGAGACGUUACCACGGGAUACGACAACAGCCAGCCCGACCUCAGAUCUGUACUUCCUGUGACGAGCAGCAGUCACAUGAUCACCUUCACUCUACAGAACGGCAUCGUGGCCACACUCAGAACCAGCGGCACCGAACCCAAAAUCAAAUUCUACACCGAGUACUGUGCCGCACCGGGGGUCAGUGAGGUGUCCAGUCUGGAGGCGGAGCUUAGGAAGACCACCGGCGCUCUGCUCGACGAGUUCCUGGAGCCUGAAAAGAACAACCUGAUUCGCCGCUGCGUCUAGCUCCGCCUCUUACUCGCCUGCUCUCCCCUCCACAGCUGUUUCCUGUUGAUGAUGUCACAUCCUGUUGUUGUAGACCAAUCAGAGCAGCUGCUGCUUCUGUCCAUAACGAUUACAGAUCAAUAUUUAUCGUCAUCGAGCAGAGAGCAUGAUGGGUAAACAGUCCAACCAAAGACGAGCUCACGACGGCCUAAACGUGACUUCAUCACGCCGCGUCACGGAACGAUGUUUUUGUUUAGUCGAAACAUUUCAGUUUAACGAGCUGAAGUUCAAACGAGAAAGUGUUAUUUAUUCAUUAAACUUUGUCAGUGUUGGAACGAGUUCAGACUUUGUGAAUGUUACAGAUUCAGCUGAAGCUCGUUAACUGAUGAAUCAUCAGACGAGGAUUGGUCGUUAAAGAAACAUUCACUCUCCUUCGAUUCUGACAGAUUUCAUUUGUCAAACGUUAACGGGCUUUCCUCCCGUUAACGUCGCUGUUUGACGUUUAGAUGAAUGUUGAAGGUUUCCUUCUUCACGCUCGAUGAUGUUAUUUAUUUUUCUACUGGCAGAGAUGAAACUUAUUUAUGUGACUUCACGUCAUUCUGCUGUUUGUUCUCUGGAAAUCCACCAAAAUAAAAUCAAACCUGAAAAACUCAAACA
Molecule: messenger RNA, 2714 nt
Organism: Larimichthys crocea (large yellow croaker)
Lineage: Eukaryota; Metazoa; Chordata; Actinopteri; Sciaenidae
Gene: pgm2l1
Product: phosphoglucomutase 2-like 1
Exons: 14
Coding region: 228-2078 (616 amino acids)
Biological process (GO): carbohydrate metabolic process
Cellular component (GO): nucleus
Molecular function (GO): intramolecular phosphotransferase activity; magnesium ion binding; glucose-1,6-bisphosphate synthase activity
Source: RefSeq, a predicted model, not a curated record